AUGGAUGAUCAGGCCCUCCUCCCAAUGGCCAUCCAUACCCCCACCAACCAACCUUCCCCCACGGUCACCAACUCCACUACUAACAACUCAGCCGCUUCACCCUCCACCCUCGCCCUCCUCAUCCGUCUUGUGGCCUUUGUCAGCCUCGCUGCCGUCUCCAUGUGGGCAAACUACGAAGCAGCCAAAGGCUUCGAGAUCACCAUCCUCAGCGCCGACAGCCACACCGCUGCCGGCCGGCGUUUCAACCUCAUGUUCGUCUCCAACGGCCGGGCCGCUCGGCUCAUCCUCAACUCCAGUGACUUCAUCGAGCGCGUGCUCUACCCCAGCGAGCUGUACCCCAGGAAGCCCGUCAGCUGCGUCACCCUUCAGUUGGCCGUCCAAAACUUCACCGAAUCCGUCAUGGUGAGACCCGGUCGCCACCCCGGUGACUUCGUUAUUCUUGUAAGCCCCAGUGUCAUGGCGGAGGCCAAUGUACACAUCUCGGUGGCCUCGGCGGUGCAACGGGGCAUGGCCCAAGUGUGGCUCUGGAACGGGCAGGGCGGGGCCCCUCGAUCGCUCCUGGAUUCCAUGGCCGACUACCUUACCAUGGCGGCCCGUCUAAGGCAGCAUUUGAAACACAAUGAUCUCUCCAUCACAACCAAUGCGUCAUGUUGGGAUGACGGCAGCUACAUCGACGUCGCGCGGUUCUUGCAGUACUGUGAGGAGCGGAGGCACGGAUUCAUGGCACGCUUGAACCGGGCCAUGCAGGGGCAAUGGGACGAGCACAUGGUGGACUCUGCACUGGGCUCGCCAUCUCGAGAGCUGUGCUUGGCUUAUCUCUUGUUGUUACGCCAUGAAGGAGACCCAUCUGGUCCAGCAUCAGCGUUGGACUUGACCCAGGACAUGUGA
This is a messenger RNA of Elaeis guineensis (African oil palm), 888 nucleotides long. RefSeq lists its product as uncharacterized. Lineage: Eukaryota; Viridiplantae; Streptophyta; Magnoliopsida; Arecales; Arecaceae. The record is from RefSeq and is a predicted model, not a curated record.